Thlaspi arvense is the source of this 1456-nucleotide messenger RNA. The record is from the annotation of a GenBank genome assembly. NCBI's taxonomy places the organism in Eukaryota, Viridiplantae, Streptophyta, Magnoliopsida, Brassicales, Brassicaceae.
AAAUAAUUUGGGUAAGAGAAAGAAAAAGGUCCAAUAACAAACUAAUUCAGAGAAGAGAGACUUGUAAAAGAAAAGAGGAAGAAGAAACAAAGAAAUUAUAUAAAACAAAAUUAGAAACGAACGCAUGCACCCGUUUCCGUAAAUUUCCUUCGUCCUUUCUAGAUCUCUCUCCUCUGCCUCUGCUUUCUACUUCUAGGGUUUUUGAUCUCUCUGUCUCUCUCUCUCUCUACGCGCAGGUGAAAAGCAAAGCAUCUCACAGUAUAGGUUUUGUUAUAAUCUCGUCCAAUGUCUGCUUCGCCGGCGAAUUCGAGGGCUCUCCAUGGUUUUCCUUCUCUCACCCGUGGAGUUCAAGUCUCUGCUAUGACUGAUGUGGACCCCAAAUUGGAGACGAAAUCGGAGAGGACUGCAUCUCCAUCGGCGGAGACGGUGGCUGCUUCUAACCGAACGGUGGCGUCACGGUCGAGUCGUCAGCCGCGUCUCUCUUACUCCUUAUUUGCUCCGUCAUCCGACAACGACUACCCGAGGAGGCUGAAAUCCGAUGCCACCGAAGAGAUUCUGCCGCGGAAAGAGGACGCUCCGGUGUCGGUGAAGGAGGGAGAAGAAGCGGAGGAGGAGGAGGAAGAGGAGGUGAAGAGGACUUGGAAUCUGCGGCCGAGGAAGGGCUGCGGCGGUUCGAAGAAAGGAAACGGAGUAAUAUCAGCGGAAGCGUGCGGCGGAGGAGCUUCGGAGGUGAAGAAUCAGAAAUCAGGCGGUGGAAUAGAGCCGAAAUCAAACAGGCAAAGAGGAAUCCCGGCGGAAUCUCCCGGAUUAGGCGGCGUCGAGGUAGCGAACGAGAAUCACAGGCUUUGGGUCGCUCUUUCUCGAGACGAGAUCGAAGAAGACGUGUUCAGCAUGAGCGGGAGCAGGCCAUCUCGCCGGCCACGGAAGAGGACAAAGACCUUGCAGAAACACCUCGAUGUUAUUUCCCCUGGAUUGUGUCUUGUGGGUAUGAAUGCUGAUUGCUUCAGAGUAUCAAAUUCUCCGUCUAAGAGCUCAUUUAGCUUUGACAUAAGCAAAAUGCUACUGUUGCUUUCUGCUGUAAUAUCAAUCAAUGAUAAGGAACCCUUAACAGCGAUUGCAUUUCAAUUUGCAGCGAUGAUCGGGCUCACAAAAGAGUAUUUUGGUGAAGAAGAAAAAAGGGUAGAUAGGUAUGCUGGUGGCAUGGUCUAUUACACAACAGUAAAAGAUAGGAAGAAGAAAUAUCUCAUAUGAGACCUGUUCUUGUCUCAUAUCAAACUUAGUAGUAACAAAGUUAUAAGUAAAUAUGGUCGGCAAGUUCAACAAAUAUAUCUAAAUAUAUAAAGAAAGAGAGGGGGUUCGAUUUUGAGUUAUUGAUAAUGAAAUGCAGAAAAAAUCGGUUAGUUUGAUGCUUUGUAGUUAAAUCUAAUGGCAAAGUAAAUUUUAUUUCUUUGUGCUC